UCUACUUUCAAUUUACAGACCGGAGCUCUUCAUUGUCGACAAAAGGAGGUGAGAAUCUUCAUUGUAAUAUGGCGCUGCCCAUAGAAAGAAAAACUGAAUGGCAAUAUCGAGGAGAAGGCAAUUGUAGUCUUGCUGUAGCUAAUCUAGAGGAACAACAAGUUUAUAGAUUUGUUAAACAAUAUUAUACACAACAACUAGAUGCUAUAACAAAAUCUCUUGAUACACAACAGACAAAUUUACCAACUGAUAUUAUUGAAGAUGAAUUAAGAAAAGUUAUAAACUAUGUAGAGAAUGUUAUGCAACCCUUACUCUCGACACAUUAUGUUGAACCACCUGUUUUAUGUGAGAUUAAAAAUGGUUUGACUAAAGAAGCUGAGGUGAUGGUAAAUGAAUCAAGACCAGUUCACAGAAGAUGUAAAUCACAAGAUAACGUUGAUACCCGAGCUCGAACAGCCCUUGUUUUACCUGAUCUAUGUUUUCUUCCUAAUACCGGUCCUGUUUAUACGUGUACCCAGUCUUUAUCUAAUGGUACAACUAUUAUAGAUGAUACAGCAUGUGGACCCACUAUUAGUAUUGAACUUAAACCUAAAAAAGGAUUUUUACCUCAAUCACAGUACAUAGAUAAAGCGUCGUUACGACAUCAAGUAUGUAAAUAUUGUAUGCAUCAACGUCUCAAGGCUCGUGAAGGUCAAUGGCCGAGACCAACAAACUACUGCCCCUUAGAUCUUUUUUCUGGAAAUAGACAAAGAAUGAAACACGCAUUACUUGGUUUAAUUCACACUCCCCAAAAUAACCUUAAAAUAUGUAAGAAUGGUGUAGAAGUAUAUGGUGCUCAUAAACAGAAAGAUUUAAAUUUACUAUUAAAAGAUUUUUUUACAGGAGAUGCUAGAAACAAAUAUUUAAGCAGUUUCUUAGACCUGGUUAUAGAAAUAUUAUUGUCACCACGAUCUAAGGGAGGCAACUCUAUUGAAACCCUUUCAUUCAAUUCACAAGUUUGUUACAACUCCAAAUAUGUCCCUAAAUCUCACUCUAAAGGUGAUAGUUGGAAAUUACCUAUAGAAUGUGUACUAGAGAAGAUCUACAGUGUACAAUCUCUAGAUGAAUUAGAUAUAGAUGGUAUAUAUCCUAUAUAUCAACAUUUACAAACACAUCUUAACUCAUAUCCACAACACAGGAGUAAUUGGGGUUUGGAUGGUCCAUACAGUGAAGACUGGUUAACAAGAUCUACUUUUACUGAUAACUCUGAACAUCUCCAAUCAGCAGUUCUGAAGGUGAAGAAAUUUUUGAUCUCUAAAACGGUACAAGAUUGUUCAAUAAUGGUGGCAUUACAACCUUUAGUUAAAAGACCAAGUGAUAUGAGCUCUGUGAUAAAUUUUGACGAACAAUAUUUCCGUUAUUCCAUCUCAAUAAUCGAUCUAGAUCCAAAACGAUUUGAUAAAAUACCAACAUAUUAUAUAAUGGAACAAGAAAUGGAAAAGGCAUAUCAGGAAAACAUGGACAAAGUUAAACUUCGAGAUAUCGGCAAGAAAUGUGAAACUCUGUGAUUUACAUCAAGUUUUAAUCUAUUCGUCUUAACAUAUCUUUUUUUAUAUAUACACCCUGGAAGAUAAAAUUUUCCAUUUUCCAUUUUCAAUCCAAAGUUUGUAGCGUUUGUUGUAUAAAAACCACAAGAACGGAUAACCAAGAAAACAUAAAAAAGGAUAUUUUAGACAUAGUUCUAUAAAGGAUCUGUAGAAUAGUUUAGGGUUUUCAUGCUUAAAAAGUAUGGUACCGUAGUGUGUUCGUUCUGGGCAUAAAAUGGGUCAGUAGAGAGAAUUGUACUCUCGGCAAGUUGUACCACUAUAACAGGGCAUUUUACUCUUGUUCUCCCGAUGUUACUUUAAUAAUAAUUUGAUAUGAAGUUAUUGUAUGUAGGAAAUUAUUUUGAAUG
This is a messenger RNA of Patella vulgata (common limpet), 1930 nucleotides long. RefSeq names its product inositol-pentakisphosphate 2-kinase. Lineage: Eukaryota; Metazoa; Mollusca; Gastropoda; Patellidae. The transcript has 14 exons. The coding region runs from base 69 to 1544 and encodes 491 amino acids. Gene Ontology annotation, biological process: inositol phosphate biosynthetic process. Gene Ontology annotation, cellular component: nucleus. Gene Ontology annotation, molecular function: ATP binding; inositol-1,3,4,5,6-pentakisphosphate 2-kinase activity. The record is from RefSeq and is a predicted model, not a curated record.